AAGGAAACACCUACUUUCAUUGCCCAAAUGAGAUUCCUUAAAAUGUUCGAAGUUGCUGAAUUUGAUUUAAUAUUGAUUCCCUGUCGUUGAGGAGAUGAAAUUUAAUUGGAAAAAUGACUCUUGUAUGUGUGGCGAUAAACAGGUGGGAGGAGUAUUAAAAUUCAAGAACUUUUCUAGUGAGAAUAUAAUCGCAUAGCAGAAAAGAGCUCUUCAUAUCAGAAUAGAGAAACGCUGAUAGAAUAUUGGCUGAAAAUUUUCGUUUAAUGAAACAGCCGUCAGAGUGUCAAUAAUGCCAGGAUUAUUACCAAAACUGAUUGUUUUAAUGUGUUGUGCAGUUUUAUAUGACUGUGAUUAUUGCACGAAAGACACGUGUAAGACUUUCCAGUUAAAUAAGAAAAAUCUUAAUAAAAGAUUAAUUGGACAUGGAAUACUCGAAACACAGGGGGGUGUCCACCACGACUGCGCGAGACAUUGCUUCUACUACAGACUUUGUAAAUCAUUUGACUUUCAUAGAAAGGAGCGUUCUUGCAAGCUGAAUAACGUGAGUGGAGAGUCCUCAGAAGCGACCUUUGAAGAAAAAGCCGGGGCCAUUUUCUCAGAUAUUACGGAGUGGCCAUGCAAUAUGGCAGGCAAGUGUGGUGAAAGGCCGUGCUCAGACAAACAAAAAUGCGUUCACUACAAAGACGCUUUUCAGUGCAUAGAUAUCACGUGUGGAGGACUUCCUAAUAUACCAAACGGAUGGGCAAAGCUUCACGCAUCUGACAAGUUUAACGACACCGCGUCUGUAUAUUGUCGAAAAGGCUUCUUCACAAAGCAGAAGUCUGUCAAAUGUCAGCUGAAUGAAAAAUGGGAGAAGGCUACUUGCGAACAGAAUGAGAUUCCUUCAGUACAAAUAUCAGAUUGUAAGGACAUCGCUGUCAGGAACCCCGCCGCAGUCAGUGGAACGUAUGAAAUUCAAUUGUGGAAAUCACGUGGCAUGCUGACAGUCUUCUGUGACAUGGAAGCUGACGGAGGCGCCUGGACUAUUAUUCAAAACCGGUUUGAUGGUUCAGUAGAAUUCUAUAGAAAUUUCUCUGAUUAUGAAAAUGGUUUCGGUGACAUAAAUGGGGAAUUUUGGCUGGGAUUGAAAUAUAUCCAGGAACUGGCUAGCCAAGGCGCAACCGAGAUUCGGCUUGAAAUGACGAGGAAUAACAGUGAGGAAGGUUAUGAAAAAUACAUGGAUUUCAAGCUUGAGGGCACAGAUUACACGCUAUAUGUCGAUACAAAAAGCGAAGUAAACAGUUUUUCAGAUGAUGAUGACACCUUCGCCUACAACAAUGGUUAUCGAUUCGCAACUUAUGACAGUAAGGACGAUGACUGUGCAGAAAAAUAUCACGGUGCAUGGUGGUAUGACAGUUGUACGAAAGUGAAUCUUAACGGGAAAUACUGUCUGCCUGGUACGGAAUGCGAGGAUGAUCGGACCGGUCUAUAUCAUAGAGAAUUUGCACGUUACGAAUCAUUGAAAAAAUCUCGUUUGUUAAUAAGACGUAAAUAAAAAGACGACAGAUGCAUAAAUUAAUACAAUACAUGAUAUGGAGUGCAUUCGUUUUGAAAAGUUAGCAACUAUUUUGUUUGUCAAGAUUUGAUAACAUUUGGAAAUACAUUUUACACAUUUUAUAAUAUUUUAAAAGUUGUCUAUGUCAUAGGUCGCGAAACGCGUUUUAUUUCUUUUGGCCUUGUAAUUGUUGUCACAUUGUAUUUGAAUCUAUUGAAUAAAAUAUGAAAUCUAAAUAUCUGAUGUACUACCUGUUACUCAUUCUUGAUCUUGACCAAAAGUCCCGUUAUUGCCCUAUUUACUUACUUCUACUUCUGCCUGUACUAACAGUUACUAACCUGUCACCCGUAACUAAAUCUCCGACGUUCGGGUAUAUUGUGCGAUGCUCCAUUGCACUUGAUAUCUUGACAUUGGAUUAUAUAGUUAUGUUUGUGUGUCAUAAUAUAUAUGAUAAUCAAUAUCUAGGACAUUUACUUAUUUGCAGGUUAGUUAUACGUUUGUUACAUUAUGUUAACCAUAAAGUAUCAUUUCAGAGUUUAAGUUAGUAAUAUGGCUCAAACAUAAGCUAUUUUUAUAUACAUUUGUACUUACCUGUUUACCUGGAAUCUGUACACAAAGCCUACAUUUGUUACGUCAUUACCAUAUAUACAUGUAUUUUAACCUUAUGUAUAAUAUUUUAUGUAGUCUUUGAUUGCACUUGAUAUCUUGACAUUGGAUUAUAUAGUUACGUUUGUGUAUCAUAAUAUAUAUGAUAAUAAAUAUCUAGGAUAUUUACUUAUUUGCCAUCCAGCUGGCUUACGGAAGGUCGGUGGUUCUACCCAUGUGCCCGCUCGUGAUGAAAUAAUGCACGGAGGGGCACCUGGGGUCUUCCUCCACCAUUAAAGCUGGAAAGUCGCCAUAUGACCUAUCAUGUGUCGGUGCGACGUUAAAUCCAAAAAAAAAAAAAAAAAAAAUUUACUUAUUUGCAGUUUGCAGUUAUCUAUACGGCCAGACAGCAUCACGAACCCAAACAAAUAAUUGCCGACUGGGCUACGUCGACAUUUACGCAAAUUUAACGGUUGCAAAAUUAAACGGUUCUUACAGGUUAGAAUAAUUUAGAAUGUUUCAGAAUAGCUUAGUUUUGUAUAUCAUUUUUAUUAGGUUCAACGUCGCACCGACACAUUUAUAUUUCAUAUGGCGACUUUCAAGAUUUGAUGGUGGGGGAAGACCCCAUGUUCCCAUCCAUCAUUAUUUCAUCACGAGCGGGCACCUUGGUAGAACCACCGAUCUUCCAUAAGACAGCUAGAUGGCUUCCUCACAUGAGGAAUUCAACGUCGUCUCGUGUAAGGCUCAACCCACAUCGGUGGGGGGCAAGUGAUUGGAAGUUAGCAUCCUUAACCACUCGGUCACGGAAGCCCUAAAGCUGAAAUCAUCGGAUAUAGUUAACAUUGUCACAGGAUUAUUAUUACAAGUAUGUUGUACUGAAUGAAAUUUAACUGUGAGGAUUGUUUGAGUAUUUUUUUCGUGAAGCAUCUUGAGAGUGCUCAUGGAUAUUUAAAGAUAAAAUUAGUUCUCAUAUAAAGUGUUUUGUGGAUUUACCUUUGUGACACUUCAGUAAAGCUACAAAGCCAGGAUUAAUGAAGAUUCUAUUCAAUGUUAAUAUUGUACAAAUAUUAGAACAGUUACUUUGUUUUAGUUAUUAUGCUUCACUGUUCCUUGCUGAAAAUUUCUUUGAAUAAAUGUGUUUAAAGUG
Messenger RNA from Mercenaria mercenaria, 3266 nucleotides. Its product is annotated as angiopoietin-related protein 2-like. Bases 290 to 1534 code for a protein of 414 amino acids. The record is from RefSeq and is a predicted model, not a curated record. The transcript has 7 exons. NCBI's taxonomy places the organism in Eukaryota, Metazoa, Mollusca, Bivalvia, Venerida, Veneridae.